Geodia barretti is the source of this 1842-nucleotide messenger RNA. The record is from the annotation of a GenBank genome assembly. NCBI's taxonomy places the organism in Eukaryota, Metazoa, Porifera, Demospongiae, Tetractinellida, Geodiidae.
AUGCCCAAGAAUAAUGACGUCAUUGAAGUGAUCAAGCUCCUCAUUGCAUUUGGGGCUGACAUCAAUCUCCCAAAUGAGAAUCAGAACAACGAGACACCUCUUGAUGUGGCCAGACGCUGCAACCACCAGUCUGCACGCAGUCUUCUUUCCGACCUUCGAGCCUUCAGCAGCACAAGCGAAGCUUUCGUCCGCUACAGAUUCGAGCGUCUCUCUUCUUUCCCCGAGGACAGUGAAUUGCCUGAGAAAUACGACAAUGUCGAUUUCAGUGCAGCUGGUGCAGAGUCUGUGGUUCCGCACGACAUUCCAGAUGUUUUCAAGGCACAAUUUGAGCAUUACAAGUCAGAGCUGACGCGCCAUUCGAUCAGUCGAGCUCAUGUGGAAGAUCCGGGGGCUUUAAUGAUGCAGCAGUUUGAGAUCGACCGCUUUGAAAAGACGAGGGGCGAGCUCCCACCAGAGUUGCAGGGAAAGGGUGGGAGUAGGAUCCUGUUUCUUGACGGUGGGGGGAUUCGGGGGCUGGUGCUAAUCGAAGUCCUCAUGAAGUUGCAGCAGCUCACCGGAACAUCUGUGGUAAAAAUGUUUGACUGGAUUGUAGGUACAUCAACCGGCGGAAUUCUGGCUCUGGCACUGGUUUACGCCAAGAAGUCAUUAGAAGACGUCAGGCGCCUCUACUUCAAGCUGAAAGAGCAGGUGUUCCAGGGAAAGGGUCUGAUAUCACAUUAUCUGGGGUUCUGCGAUAGCCAGAGGCUGGAGGAGUUACUGAUUGAAACAUUUGGCCGGGAAAUGAAGAUGACUGACCGCACCCACCCCAAGGUGCUGAUUUCAACUGUGGAUAAGAGAAAGAAUCCCACAAAGCUGCGGUUCUUCAACAACUGCUUUUUUAGCAAUGACAAUUUCGAUCACCCUGCUGAUGACACUCCUGUAUGGAAGGUAGCCCGCUACACCUCGGCAGCUCCGACAUACUUCACAGAGUGUGAUGAGUAUGUCGACGGGGGCCUCAUGGCUAACAAUCCCAGCUACGAAGGACUGAAAGUCAUUCGUGAUUUUUACCCCAAUCUUCACGUUGCGCUUGUCGUCUCCAUCGGCACGGGAAAGUUUGAAGAGCAGGAGAUAAAGGAGGCAGACAUCAUUACCUGCGUGAAUGCAUUCAGGAUCAUAGAAGCUGUAUCCGGCUUUAAAAAACUGUUUGAAUCGACACUCCAGGCAAUAGCAACUGACAGUCCAAAUGAAGCCACAGGUUUUACAUGCCGUCAGCUGCACAUCCCCUACUUCCGUUUCAACCCGAGUCUUGCUGAGAAGAUUGACCUGAACGAGGUGAAGACCGAGAAACUCGUGAGGCUCAUUCUCGAUACCAAGUGCUACUGCAACGAAAUGGGAGUGAGGGAUGAGCUGGGUCAUGUUGUUCAACUGCUGCAUGCUGCUGUGAAGGCCAACCAGUCUCAGGUCAUGUAUCGGGCAAGUGUCGGCAGUGCAGGCAGUGCAAGUGGUUGUGAGAAAUGACAUCACUUUGAUCGUUUAAUCACUAGUCAUCUUAAAAAAUAAGCGUGACCCAAUAGUAUUUUAUAGCUGCAUGCACAUGAUUACAACUCAACUUUAAUGAAAUCAUCUGAAAGUAUUAAAAGUACCGCAUAGACAAAAGUACUAUUAAUGAGUCUCCUCAGUGGUGCUAGCUUAUAGUUUAAAGUCUAGUUGCAGGCCUCGAUACCAACUCCCUGUGUACCAAUGCACACAUAUGGAUCUCCAUUGGGGUUCACAGCUCCAGAGGCCAGAAUAGUCACAAGUUCGUCGAAAGCGACAAAGAACUCAUCAAAGGUGUCGAAGUUGAAGAGGUGGUACUCACCGGGA